Messenger RNA from Oryctolagus cuniculus (rabbit), 8575 nucleotides. NCBI's taxonomy places the organism in Eukaryota, Metazoa, Chordata, Mammalia, Lagomorpha, Leporidae. The record is from RefSeq and is a predicted model, not a curated record.
AGAUGUAUUUUCGGUGGUAGAGUCACUAAGAAUUUGUGAUUGGUUAAAUGUGGGUGGGUUGAAGAGGUCAGAGGGUUUCCCUGGGUUUCAGUGUCAGGCAGUGGGUGGGAUGUUUGCUGAUUGAAGCAACAUCUCACACCCAGCAGGGUGUAGGGGAAUGACAGUCACAUCAGUUUCUACCUGAGGUUAAUCAGACAUUGGAAUGAAAAUACUUAAUACUAAGAUACAAUUUGUAGCUCAGGAAAGAAGUCAGAAUCAAAGACGAUUUGGAUGUCAUCCACACAUAUAUCGGGAGGUAAAGCCAUGGGAGGCGAUGACUGCUCAUGUAGUGUGCAGGGCAUGAGGGAAGGUUUGUGACUGACACCUGAGGAGUGUCAACAUCUAAGGGGCCCUCAGAGAAAAAAUGACAAGCCAGUGCAAUAGAUCCCUGUGACAUCCUGUCAGGGAAGUCAGCCUUAGUGGUCUUUGCAUCAUAUGACUGCUUCCAAAGUUGGGCUGUUGUCAGUCGCUUGUUUCGUUACUUGAGCAGGCUUUUUUAAGCACCUGUGUGGCACAGGCAUGCUGGGGGACACAAUGUCAUAGUCCAGGCCUUCAUAAAAGCUUAAGUCUGGUAAUGAAAAUGUGCCGCUUAAGAGGACAAUCAAGUGGUUUUUUUUUCCAAAGCCCCUGUUGAAAUUCCCUUUAACUUAGACCAGUGGUAUAGAUAUGUUAACUUUCUUUCAAUUCAAAAUAAUGCAUCAAAGUAUAAUAACCUUAAAUUGUGCCAUUAAGCUAGAUGGCAAGACAUAGACAGACUGUUUCAGCCCUGCAAAAACUGCGAUAAUCGCCAUGACAGUGCUGUAAAAGUAUAAUACAGUGUCAUUAGAAAACAGAGAUACAGAAAAUGUUAAGAUAAUUUCUUGGGUGAUUGAUCCAGUGAUUAAAGGGAAAUAGGGCCCUGUGUAACCUUUUAGGGUGAUCAUCAAGGGGGACAAGUAUUAUUCUUUUUUAGGUAUAAUGAAUUCAGCUUGGUGUUUCUUGGGAAUAGUUCUGUUAGUGAUUAUUGUUAAGGCACAACUCUACAAAGUAAUGAGGCUGCUUUCCAAAAACCACACCAAAAAUUAGCCGUGUCUGUUGUAUAGUCAUGUGCUUCAGUUGAUUUUCCAUAGCAUAGUGGAUGAGCUUAUGCUUGCCAUUAGAUAAGUAAUGCAAUGAAAUUUUGUAGACUCUUAGGAAAAUCCUAGACUCUGUUCUUAGAGAAAUGACAUUUGAACAUGUUUGAGUAAAAUUUACUUUCAUUGAAAACCUUUUUCUCAUUCAGAGUUGUUCAAAUUAGCUCUGACAUUCGUGUCAGUUAUUUACCAUUCUCUGUAAUGAUUUGACCUGCACAAGUGGCGGUAUGUGUUACUCCUGUAGUUGGGCACAAAAAAAAUUUUGGCAGGGGUGGGUUGUUUCUCUUUCAGUGAUGUGUACUUAGCCAAGUUAACAUUUCAAUGAAGUCUACUUUGGCCAAGUUAACAUUUUGAUCAGAGACAAAGAUUUUUCUAACAUUCUAUGAUGUCUUUUUGUCACAGAAGUGUUCUCAAUUAUACUACAUCUGAUUUCAGUUCUCAUCAAGCCACCUAACCUUUCUGAAGCUUACUUUCCUUGUCCUCAUAAUGAAGUGAGUUGAUGGCUAAGGUUCCUUAAACUUCUAAAAUGUUAAAAUUACAAAGUAGGGCUGGUGCUGUGGCAUAGCAAGUAAAGCUGCUGCCUGCAGCACCAGCAUCCUAUAUGCGCACCAGUUCAAGUUCCAACUGCUCCACUUCCAAUCCAGCUCCCUGCUAAUGUGCUUGAGAAAGCAGCAGAGGAGGACCCAAGCACUUGGACCCCCAUACACAUGUGGGAGACUGAAAGAAGCUCCUGGCUUCUAGCUUCAGCCUGGCUCAGCCCUGGCCUUUACAGCCAUUUGAGGAGUGAACCAACAGAUCAAAGAUUCUCUCUCUCUCUGCCUCUAUUUGAGGAGUGAACCAGUAGAUGAAAGAUUCUCUCUCUGCCUCCCUAAAAUUCUUCAUCUCCCUCUCUGUAACUCUGCCUUUCAAAUAAAUAAAUAAAUCUUAAAAAGAGUAUUACAGUGCCCCCCACCUCUGCAAGAAUGAGGUGUAUUCUGAGCAUAGUAAGUCACUCUUCCUUUCCUGUCGCAGUCCUCCCAUGCAUCCUACAGUUUUGCAAACUCUGACUUGGCCAGUUAUCCUCUGACCAUCUCCUGUGUUUUUCCACCUAUAUGUCUUUGUUAUUGGCCUCCCUUUAUUGUCCAUACCUGUCUGAAGGACAUUUCAAAUUUCUGAGCUGAGCAUCUUACCUGCCACCAUUUCAUGCUUAUUAAUGCAACUGUGUAUUUUAUUUAUUUGAAAGAGGUACAGAGAAAGGUAGAAGCAGAGAGAGAGUUCUUCCAUCCCCUGGUUCACUCACCAAAUGUCUUCAACAGCCGGAGCUCAGCCUAUCUGAAGCCAAGAACCAGGAGCUUUUUCCAGGUCUCCCACAUGGGUACAGGAGUCCAAGGACUUGGGCCAUCCUCCACUGCUUUCCCAGGCACACUAGCAGGGAGCUGGAUCGGAAGUGGAGCAGCCGGGACUCAAACCAGCGCCCAUAUGGGAUGCCGGUGCUGCAGGCCAGGGCUUCAACCCACUGUGCCACAGCGCUGGCCCAUGUGUAUCUUUUAUAACACCUGACACAUUCUGUCUUGUCUAAGAGCUAUGAGUGUAUUAUCCUACAUAAGCUAGUACAUCAGAUACAAGAAGUGAAACCUCUCAAAUUUGUUCCCAAAAUCAUCAGUUAAUAAAACUUUAUUUAAAAUCUGCAAUGUAACUUAUCUGAAGAAUUUAAAAAUACAGUCAUUGCUCUAUGCCAGAGAAAGCUUACAUGACAAUAACUAUUUUUUAAAUAACUUUUCUUAGGGUUUUGUUUGAGGAAAGUUUUUGAAAACAAUUAAUUGAAUCACCUUUCAUUUUUAAAGAUACCUAACUGUGUGUGGUAACACAUCUCUUACCUUUUUCUCACUCUUAGCUUAGUUUUCCAUUCUUUAAGUAACAGAAGGAACUCAGCUUAUGAUGCUUCAGCGUACAGUUUUUCAACUUUGCAUUGGUGCAAAACAGAUGAUGCAUUCAGUGUAAACCUUCCUUUGAAUUUUGAUCUUUUUCCUGGCUAGCAGUGUAUGGUAUGCUACUCUGUUGCAAUGUGGGUGCACACCUAGCUGCAGCUCCCAGUCGGCUGAGUGAUCAUGUUGGGAAAUCAUUUUGGUACCCUACAGAGUAGUGUUUCUAAGCUGCCAUGUUUGGUAGGCUAGGAGUAUUAAGUUUAUUUUUGACUUAUGAUAUUUUCAACUUAUCAUAAAUUUAUCAUAACUAUAUCUUAAUGUCAAGGAGUAUCUGUAUAUGAAAUCUUCCUUCUUUUAUACAAAUAGCAGUGUAUCAUGAUAACUAUAUCCAGUCCUCUAUUGAUAUUUAAAUUAUUUUUACUCUUUUACUAUUAAAAUUAUACUUUAGUGAAUAACUUUGUACUAAGUCAAUUCAUAGUUGUGCAGGUGAAUGAGGAGGAUUAAUUUACAGAAGUAAAACUGCUGGAUCAUAAGAGUAUGUAUGUUUAUAGUUUUGAUAGAUUUUGCCCCUUAGCUUUCCAUAGAGAUGGUACAGGAGUACUUCAAGAAAUUCCUGAGGGCUGAUGCUGUGGCAGUGGGUUGAAGCCACCGUCUGCAAUGCCAGCAUCCCAUAUGGGCAUUGGUUCAAGUCCUGUCUGCUCCACUUCCAAUCCAGCUCCCUGCUAUGGCCUAGGAAAGCAGUGGAAGAUGGCCCAAGUCCUUGGGCCCCUGCACCCACAUGGGAGACCUGGAAGAAGCUCAGCUGGCUCCUGGCUUCGGAUCAGCCCAGCUCCGGCUGUUAACAGCCGUUUGAGGAGUGAACCAAUGCGUGGAAGAUCUCUCUCUCUGCCUCUCCCUCUCGGUUGCAACAAGGACAGUGUCAGAGCAGGCUGUAAAAAAUGUGGUUACCCUGGUCACCUGACUUUUGAAUGCCGCAAUUUUCUCCGAGUAGACCCUAAAAGGGACAUCGUUUUGGAUGUCAGUAGUACAAGCAGUGAAGAUAGUGAUGAAGAGAAUGAAGAGCUAAAUAAGUUGCAGGCAUUACAGGAAAAAAGAAUAAAUGAAGAAGAGGAGAAGAAAAGAGAAAAAAGCAAAGAGAAAAUCAAAUUGAAAAAAAAAAGGAAAAGGUCUCAUUCAUCUACUUCUGAUGAAGAGGACACUUCAAAACAGAAGAAACAAAAAUAUCAGAAGAAAGAAAAAAAGAAUAAAUCAAAAAAAGGGAAACAUCACAAAAAGGAAAAAAAGAAGAGAAAAAAGGAAAAGCAUUCUUCGACUCCGAAUAGUUCUGAAUUUUCCAAAAAGUGACUUGAGACUUUGGCCUACAACAUUAAAUUUAAAAUUUUGUUCUUCACAGUUACUUGUCCUUCCUUAGAAUUUGCUAUCUAUUUAUGCUUUGUAGUAAAUCAUGGCCUUCCCCAUAUAGAUAGUUUUCAUAUGUGGGAUGAUUAUCUUCCUGACAGUAUGUUUUUCAAGUACUAUGAUAUAAAGCGUUAAACCAGUCUUGAUACUCGAUAACCAUGCCCUAAGCAUAGGUAUUUAUACAUACAAAACACAUCACUUUUGGUAUUUGUGUCUCCAUGUGUUUGACUAGUGUUAUUACAUCUUAAAUCGAUUGUGAAAUGGCUUUAUUACAGUCAGCACAGGUAAUCCACCUGGCAGUUAAUGAAUCAAGUGUCCAUCUUCCAGUGAAGAAGCUAGGUAGGGGUUAAUGCUUUGCUCUUGACACUGAAAAUAUUUAAUAGCUUUAUAUGCUAUAAUGUAAUGUACAAAGAGUGAAAUCCUUCACUGCUGUUUUUAAAUCUCUAGGCUUUUUUGGUUUUGACUACGACUUUUUAAAUGAACAGUGUGGGCAAGAAGAUGAUAAUGAAAACUUUUACAACAAAAUUUUGUUCUUUUAUGAAAUGCAGUUUCUAUUUUGUGCCUCCUUUGUUUUGUAACAGUUAAGAUCUUCCUUCCUGUUUAAAGAAACUAGUCUAGUCCAGCCUACUAGUAAGUCUCACAGAGCCGAUGUGUGUUAGUCAGGAUUUUUCAGGUAGACUCCUGGGUUAUUUUACCAGUGUGCCAUAUUGGCAUGUGAUACCUCAAACACAGAAAUUUUUAUUUAGUAAGAAAACUAAAUCUUCAUUAUAACUGAUUUUUAUUGUAUGUAAUAUGUAAACUUUAUUGAUCUCACUUCUAUGAAUAAUGUGGAAAAUGUUUAUAAAUGUGAGCAUAUAUGUUUAUUUUGUCUGAAAUAAUUUGUAGUUUUGAAGCAAAUUUCACACUGAGGAUGUUUCCCUCUUUUACUUCAGUGAUAAAUCUCAGUAGCAGCAACAAAGAUUUUUAAUUAAAAAUUUUAUUCUAUACUUUUUAAAAUUCAAGAGCCAUGGAGUUUUAUCAUGAAAGCCUUAUACAACAAUGGGAAUUUAUAUGGGUAAGCAUUUUGAAACACCUACUAGUAGAUAUAAAUAAUUCUUAAAUUUUUAAUUUGACAAUGAUCAGUGUCACUUAUUUUGCUUAUUAAUUGGUUAUCCCUUAUGCCCAGGAAGUUAAAUACUUACCAUGUUGUAGCAGCAUCACCAGUCUACCAGUUUUCAUGGCACAGCACCAAAGAUUGCAAAUACCUCAUUGUAGUACACUUACACACUUUAAAAUCAUUAACCCUUAGACAUGGCUACAGGUGAAUUUUUGAUGUGAAAUCAGGUAAGUACUCUUAACCUCGCUGGCUGGAAGGUUUAGGGGUUCUUCCUUCACCUGGCAUACCCUUUGUCGAAUUUGAGAGGCUUCAUCAUUUCUCUUAGCAUACGUUUACCUAUGUGAGAACUGCAUCUUUGUUUCUUUUCUAGCACUGCAACCAUUGAAGCUCUCAUACUCCCAGCUUUUCCGUAAUCUAAUGUAGUAAUUUGGCCCACUCAAAAAGAAAUUAUUUUGUUUAAAUAGUUGUCAGGUAUUGGGAGAGAAGCACAGAGUAUUGGGUUUUGAAGGGUUUGUCUUGGUUUUGCUACUAAUAUUAUGAAAAUGCAGUUAUCAAGAUUGAUUGAAAAAAUAAGUUUAAAAAGCUUUUAUAAAAAUGAUUACAAGAUGCUACAUACAGAAGGAUGGCUUCAUCUCUUUGAGUGUGUAAAGUGGUUUAAAAUGAUAGCAAUUAUAGUGAAACAAUCCAAUUAUUUGUAAGUUUUUACAGUUGUUAAUUAUAAAAGUUACAAGCUGGCUCAUUUGGUUUGUUUUCUGAGUGCUGAUACAAUAAUGAUCCAGAAGUUAUAUAAAAGCCCUCAUUAACUAACGAAGUAUACAAAGGACAAGAUUUCAGUGCUCGGGGCUGGUGCCUGUGGUACAGCAGGUCAAAGCCCCAUCGUGCAGACCCGGCAUCCCAUAUGGGUGCUGGUUUGAUUCCUGGCUGCUCCAUUUCCAAUCCAGUUCUCUGCUGUGGCCUGGGAAAGCAGUAGAAGAUGGUCUGAGUCCUUGGGCCCCUGCAUCCAUGUGGGAGACCCGAAAGAAGCUCCUGGCUCCUGUCUUCGGAUCAGCUCAGCUCUGGCCGGUGCGGUCAUUUGGGGAGUGAGCCUGAGGAUAGAAGACACCUCUCUCUGUCUCUCUCUCUCUCUCUCUCUCCUCUCUCUGGCUCUGCCUCUCUCUGUAAUUGUCUUUCAAAUAAAUAAAAUAAAUCUUAAAAAAAAAAAAGAUUUCCGUGUUCAGUACUUUUUUUUCCCUGGAUGCAAUCUUGGAAUUAAAAAAAAAUUUUUUUGAAAGAAAGUGAAGCGCAAAAGAAAGCUCCUAUCUGCUGUUUAACUCUCCAAAUGCCCUCAACAGCCAGGACUGGGCCAGGGCCAGAAUCAGGAGUCUGGAAUGCAAUCUCGGUCUCCCAUGUGAGUGGCAGGAAAUCAAUUACUUGAACUAUCAUUGCUUCCAACAAACCUCUGCAUCAGCAGGAAGCUUGAGUCAGAAGCCAGAGCCGGUAUCCAACUCAAGCACUCCAAUGUGGGUGUCUAAGUAAAUUUUCUUUACAAAUUAGCAUAAUUGAUGGAAUCAUCUCAUCUGUGAAAAGAGCGUUUAUUUUUACUAAUUAUCUUCUAAAAUGAUCUUACUAUUGGGAUUAGAUGCAAAAUUCACUAAUAUAUUUUAGGAGAAAAUUCAUGAAGUUUCAUCCUAUGCAGUAUGUAGCAGAAGAAAACCUGAAUUUAUUGGUAAAAAUCCAAAAGUCCUGGCCAUUCCAACUACCAUGACCUUAACAAAGUCAUUUAGUUUCCCUAGCCUUGCUGUGUUUUACCUAUAAAAUAUAUCAGAUUAUCUCUGAUCAUGUCCAGUCUUUAAUAUAUGUGCUUAUUAAUGUUUCCGUGAAAUUCUAGUAACAAACUGAUUCUAGAAAUUAUAGAUAAGCAGUUAACAUUCUAUGAGUAGUAAAGAUGGAGUUUGUUAAAUACAGAGAUUAAACACCUUCAACUUCAAGCAGAUAAUUGAUACGUUGUCAUUUGUGCCAGAUGCAGACAGAAUUUAGAUUUCAGUGUCAUCAGAUUAUCUGAACACUUUGAGGUGGUUGUUUUGGAGCUGAUGGACCUACUCCCCUUAUGUUUUCCGCAUUUGUUUUCUCAGUAUCAUUUGUUGGCUAAAAUCUUCAAGAUACUCCUAGUUCUUCACAGGAUACAUUUCCAUUUAAAUCUUUGGUUCUUUGAGGCCAAAACAUCAAUACAUGAGAAGUAUAACAACUAUAUGUAUAUGCAUUUACUGCUGUGUCUAAAAUUGCAUAGCCCUAGGCCAUCUUCAAUAGAAACCUAGACUGAAGAGUGAAUAAUGUUGCUAAGAAUGCCAGUGAGUCCUUUUUUCAACAAACAUUUAUUGAGUGGCUAGCAAGGCAAACACUGCUAAGAAGCCAGGAUACAGAGAUAAACAAGACACAUUUGCUCCCCUGUAGGAGUUCACAGUUUUGUUGGUAGAAGAAAUAUUAGAACAAAUAAGUGCAACAUUGACCUCCACAUGGGUUUGUAGAAACACAGAGGGCUACCUUACCUAGUUGAGAGAAAUUAAGAGAGUAAUGCCUGAUGUGAAGAAUUGAGACAGCUCUUUUCAGUUCUCAGGAGCAAGAGAAGGUCUUAUUUUGCAUGUUUGGGAACUUGUACUUUAAUCUGCAAGCCAUGAGAUGUCAUUAAACAGUUUUAAGGAGAGAAAUUACUUUUAUCAAGGUUUGAUUUCAUCCAUUUCAUCAUCCCAGUAAUUCUACAAUGUUGCAAAGGUAAAAUUGCUCUCAUUAGAAGGCCACACAGAAAAUAAUUUGAUUCCUUUAUGCUCUAUUGUUUGUACUCUUCUUCUGGAUCCACUUUUCUUUGUACAGUCUGACUGUUACCAAAAAUCACACCGUGACUGAAGUUGUUUAAAAACACUUAAAGCUAUCACACUCUUUAUCAGAUUUAUCCCCAGAAUUAAAUGUACAUAUAGUUGGAAUGUAUUUUGUUUUUAUGUUUUAUUAUUGUUACCUGACUUCAAAUAAAUUUGAUUACUGAGUUAAUCUAA